AUGAUAUAUUCUCCAAGUUUUAGAAAUACCGCCAUACAAAAAUUAAGAAAUUAUUUAUUAACUGGAUUAAAGAGUUUAAAUCAAUUUUAUAAUUAUUUAGAUUUUAAAACAAAUGGUAAAUUGAUUUUUAUAUUAGGUUGGUUUGUACCUUUGGGAUAUUUAACUGUUGUUACGAUAUGUUUUUAUCAAUUCUGGGUUAAGACUUUCCCAAUAAUUAGUUCAAAUAUUGGAUAUUUAAAUUUUAUUUAUAUCAUAUUAUCAAUGAUUUUAAUUUAUUUAUCAACAAUAAUUGCCAUAUUUUCAGAUCCAGGUAUAAUAACUCCGGUAAGUUUAACAAAAUAUCCAUAUAAACCAAAUCAAUUAAUAUUUUUUAAUAAUAAAAUUUGUUCAACUUGUAAAAAUAUAAAACCUGCAAGAUCAAAACAUUGUUCAAUUUGUAAUAAAUGUUAUUUAUUAUAUGAUCAUCAUUGUAUUUGGAUAAAUAAUUGUAUUGGUUAUUAUAAUUAUAAAUGGUUUUUAUUAUUCUUGGUGAGUAAUAUUAAUAUGUUAGGUUAUGGAUUUAUUAUAUGUUUUAAAGCUUUAAAUUUACAAUUACAAAGUUUUACAUUUUUAAAAUUAUGGAAAUUAAUAACAAAAACAAAUGAUUCAAACAAGAUUACUGGAAUAUUUAUAAUUUUAUGUUUUAUAUUUGUAUUUAUAGUUAUAGCUUUUACUGGAUUACAUUUACGUUAUAUUUAUUUAGGUGUUACAACAAAUGAAUUAGAUAAAUGGGGAGAAAUUGAAUAUUUAAUUGAUUUAAAUUUACUAUACAAAGUUACACCAUCAAUUAACAAUGAAAAAUAUGUUGAAAAAGCAUCUGUUAGAACUGAGGAUUUAGAAGAUGAGAUUGUUUAUAUAAGUUUGAAAGAUGAAAAAAUUUUGAUAAAUAAUAGUAACAAGGACAAUUAUGAGAUAACACCAAUUGAAUCAAUAGUUACUGAUAUAAAUAAUGAAUAUGAUAAUGGGUUCUGGAAUAAUUUCAAAGAUAGAGUGUUUAUAUAA
Lodderomyces pseudojiufengensis is the source of this 1041-nucleotide messenger RNA. Its product is annotated as palmitoyltransferase. Gene Ontology annotation, molecular function: protein-cysteine S-palmitoyltransferase activity. The record is from RefSeq and is a predicted model, not a curated record. The transcript is spliced from 2 exons. Gene Ontology annotation, cellular component: Golgi apparatus; endoplasmic reticulum. NCBI's taxonomy places the organism in Eukaryota, Fungi, Ascomycota, Pichiomycetes, Serinales, Debaryomycetaceae. Bases 1 to 1041 code for a protein of 346 amino acids. Gene Ontology annotation, biological process: protein targeting to membrane; peptidyl-L-cysteine S-palmitoylation.